Molecule: messenger RNA, 1530 nt
Organism: Heterotrigona itama
Lineage: Eukaryota; Metazoa; Arthropoda; Insecta; Hymenoptera; Apidae
Source: the annotation of a GenBank genome assembly
UAAACCUGGCAUAAACACGUAACUGAUAGAACGUGAGUUAUUUUAUUGAAUUUUGCACGUAUUUCGAUCAAACAUGGUUCAUAAAACUGAAGAAGAAUGUGACGAUUUAUUUGUAAAAUCAGGAAAGGAGAAGCCAGAAACAUUUGAGAGGGAACAAGCUGAAUAUAAAGAUCUUUCAAAAAAAUUUAUAAAUACGAAAAGUGAUUAUUCUAAACAAUUUUCACACAUAUACUCUGUUAGACUGGCUGAAUUGAGAGAAGCUUUAAUUCCGCGUGUUAAAGCUAAAUGGGAAAGUGUUCCAAUUGUCAAAUUGGCCGAUUUAGAAAAAUUAGAAAAUCAACAGUGUAUAAUAAUUGGUACGCUGUAUAAACAUCAACAAUGGAAACCAUCAAUUUUAAGAGAACUCAGUGAAGAACAUCAGCUUAGUGCUUCCUGUUCUAAACCAAAUUACUGUUCAGAAAAGGAUCAACCAUAUCUAGAAGAUGAAAUGUUACGUAUCAAAUUGGUUGGCGAACAAGUUGACAUAAAGCAAAUUAUUACUGGGGUUGUUUGUGCUGUAUUAGGCAAUGAAAAUAAUGAUGGAACAUUCAUGGUAAAAGAUUGGUGUUUUCCUGGAUGUGCACCAAAAGAAUCUUUAAAAGAAUAUACAUCACAAAGAAAGCUGGUACUAGUGUCUGGAUUAAAUUUGUCUAAUAAUUGUGAAAGUUUGGGAAUGUCUCUUUUUGUAGAAUGGUUGUGUGGAAUGGCUGGUAAUACAACAAUACAAAAAGAUAAUACUUUCAUUGUCCGUCUCAUUAUAGCAGGUAAUACUAUAAAAAACAAUGAUACAUCUCAGACAUCAACAAACACAAGUAAAGAACUUGGAGAGGUAAUAAAAUUUGUGGACAUGUUCCUAAGUAACUUGGGAAUGUGUUGUUCUGUUACCUUAAUGCCUGGAGAACAUGACCCCAGUAAUGCCAUGUUGCCUCAAAGACCAUUUCAUCCUUGUCUAUUACCUAAAUCAUCUAGACUUGAAAGCUUUAAAAGUACUACAAAUCCAUGGAUUGGUAAAAUUGAAGGACGAGUAAUAAUUGGCUCUAGUGGUCAAUCAAUUCAAGAUAUUGUUAAAGUAACAGGCGAAACUGAUAUUUCACCACUCGAAUGGCUAGAAAAAUCCUUGUUAUGGAGGCACAUUUGUCCAACUGCUCCAGAUACACUGUUAGUUUGCCCAUACUAUGAAAAAGAUUUAUUUAUUAUGGAAACAUGUCCAGAUAUAUAUUUUGUAGGAAAUACAGACAAAUUUGAAACAAAAUUGUGGAAAGGCGAUGAAAAUCAGAUCGUUAGAUUAAUAUCUGUUCCACGUUUUGAUAUGACUCAGACUGCUGUGAUAGUGAAUUUGGACAAUUUAGAUACUCAGUAUAUUUCCUUUAGUAAUAUUUAAAUGAAUCUAUCUUUCUGCAAGGAUAUUAAGUAUUUCUUAUACAACGCUAUAUUUUUUCACCGUAAUUUGAUAUAAAUUUUAUAUGAAUAUAUGUGUAAGAUUUGUUAAAA